GCUUUUACUUCCUUAUUAAGCACCAUCACUUCGAUUUUGAAGGACUUGGGAUACUGAACCAAUCAAGCAAUCGUGUACUGAAAGAUGAUCACUAUCGGCGUCGUAAUGCGGAGCUAUCGUUUGAUGGGGACGAGUAGGCUCAUGUCAAGCUCAGCCAGUGCUGUGAAGUGGUGGGACCAUGUGGCACCGGCUCCCAAGGAUCCCAUUGCUGGCCUCACGGAGGCGUUUCUUGCUGACACUAGCCCCUACAAGAUCAAUCUUGGAGUGGGAGCUUACAGAGAUGAUGAGGGGAAACCUGUUGUGCUUCAGUGUGUUAGAGAAGCCAACGCGAAGAUUGCCGGUUGUGAUUUCUUCUUUGUCAGGGAGACAAUUCCUCAUGCAGUCAGCACAAAGCUUGUUGAGGAAAGCAUUAAGUUGGUUUAUGGGAACGACUCGGAUUUUGUAGAAGAAACGAAGGUUGCUGGAGUUCAAGCCCUUUCUGGCACUGGUGCAUGUCGUCUUUUUGCUGAGUUCCAGAAGAAAUUCUGUCCGAAAUCUCAAAUAUAUUUUCCUGAUCCAACUUGGUCAUGCCACCAUAAAAUUUGGAGAGAGGCUCAUAUUCCACAAAGAACCUUUCGAUAUUAUGAUCUUUGUUCUAAGGGCUUGAACUUUACUGCAAUGAUGGAUGAUAUCAAGAAUGCCCCUGAUGGUUCAUUCUUCCUACUCCACCCUUGUGCUCACAACCCAACUGGAGUUGACCCUACUGAAGAACAGUGGAGAGAAAUUUCACAUCUGUUCAAGGUAAAGAAUCACUUUCCCUUCUUUGAUAUGGCUUAUCAAGGUUUAGCAAGUGGAGACCUUGACAGGGAUGCACAAGUUAUCCGCAAGUUUGUCGAAGAUGGGCAUUUAGUGGGCUGUGCACAAUCCUUUGCAAAGAACAUGGGAUUAUAUGGACAACGAAUUGGUUGUCUUAGUGUUCUUUGCGCUGAUGCAAAGCAAGCAGCUGCAAUUAAAAGUCAAAUGCAGCAAAUUGCUGGUGCAAUGUAUGGCAGUCCUCCUGUCCUUGGCCCUUUAUUAGUUUCAGCAAUCCUAAGUGACCCAGAUAUAAAGGCUCUUUGGGCUACUGAAGUGAAGGCCAUGACAGAACGAAUUCGAAGAAUGCGGAUCAAUCUGCGAGAAAGCCUUGAGAAAUUAGAUUCUCCUCUCAAUUGGGAACAGAUAACAAACCAGGUUGGAAUGUUUUUCUUCUCUGGCUUAACUCCUGAUCAGGUUGAUUGUCUACGGAGAGAAUUCCACAUAUUCAUGAAUCCCGACGGACGUAUAAGCAUGGCAGGUGUGACUACAGGCAAUGUAAAUUACUUAGCAAAUGCUUUACAUGAGGUCACCAGAUUUAAUCAGGAGUCCUACGUUCUCACAAGUCUCCGCUCCGACUCUGGUUAACAUAGGAUGCUGAGUCCGAUGUUCUUUACCGAUAUCGACCUGGCAAAGAUUGAUCUAUGAUACAUUACUCCAUUGAAGUUUGCUGUGAUAGAUACAUACUUGAAGCUUAAUGUACCUAAAGUUAUUCUAGAAACAGAUGUAUUAAGACUGCACCAUUCAAAUGUCAUACUUUGUAAUGUAAUGCCAUCCAAGUCAUGGCCCA
This is a messenger RNA of Tripterygium wilfordii, 1621 nucleotides long. Its product is annotated as aspartate aminotransferase, mitochondrial-like. Gene Ontology annotation, molecular function: pyridoxal phosphate binding; L-aspartate:2-oxoglutarate transaminase activity. Gene Ontology annotation, biological process: biosynthetic process; amino acid metabolic process. Bases 85 to 1419 code for a protein of 444 amino acids. The record is from RefSeq and is a predicted model, not a curated record. NCBI's taxonomy places the organism in Eukaryota, Viridiplantae, Streptophyta, Magnoliopsida, Celastrales, Celastraceae. Gene Ontology annotation, cellular component: mitochondrion. The transcript has 10 exons.